AUAAUCAUGAAGUAAAACAAUACAAUUGUUAAGUUUUGUUUAGAUUUUGUUUCGGACUCGUAUGCCUCUAAAAUUUGCAUUACCCACAAAGUUCUUUAAACUUUUUAAAGAAAUAACACCUUCAUUUAAUAUUUAAGUGCACAUAUCAGAUUUUGCUAUAUCAAACGCAAUUUUUAUUUUUUAACUUAAGAUUAAUAUUGAAUUAAGAUGAACGCAUACAUUCCUAUUGCCAGUGCAAUAGCAUUACCUCAUGUUGGGGGCAUAUUAACUGCAUUUUUAACAAGAAAAGAAAUCAAAGGUUAUUAUGAGAAACUCAAGCUUCCCUCUUGGAGACCCCCUAACUACGUCUUUGGCCCAGUGUGGACAACAUUGUAUACUGGAAUGGGUUAUGCUUCAUACUUAGUUUACAGAGAUGGAGGAAUGUGUGACCCCAACGGAGCUGCACAACUACCUCUGAGACUAUAUUAUUUGAAUCUCGCUUUAAACUGGUCAUGGUCAAUCAUAUUUUUUAAGCUUCAUAAGAGAGGAUUGGCCCUUGCAGAAAUACUUGCAUUAUGGGUUAACAUUGGAGCAUGUGUGUACACAUUUUAUCCCGUUAAUAAGACUGCAGCUUACCUUAUGUUGCCUUACUGGGCUUGGGUGACCUUAGCUUCAUCUUUGACCUACUGCAUCUGGAGAGACAAUAAAGACAAGAAAGAUUAAUUACAUGUAUAAUAUAUAUCAUUUGCUUUUUUUCUAAUACAGGCUCAUUAAUUUUCAAAGGUUUGAAAAUGUAAAAUCCUGUUAGGUUACUCAAAUACAUUGAUAUUUUUUCUAUAGGCAUGCUGUUUAGCUAUA
This is a messenger RNA of Parasteatoda tepidariorum (common house spider), 837 nucleotides long. Its product is annotated as translocator protein 2. Gene Ontology annotation, cellular component: mitochondrial outer membrane. Lineage: Eukaryota; Metazoa; Arthropoda; Arachnida; Araneae; Theridiidae. The record is from RefSeq and is a predicted model, not a curated record.